Messenger RNA from Apis cerana (Asiatic honeybee), 3098 nucleotides. RefSeq names its product regulatory particle non-ATPase 5 (gene Rpn5). Lineage: Eukaryota; Metazoa; Arthropoda; Insecta; Hymenoptera; Apidae. The record is from RefSeq and is a predicted model, not a curated record. Gene Ontology annotation, cellular component: proteasome regulatory particle, lid subcomplex; cytoplasm.
AAUAAUGAUUUAUUUUUUUAACUUAUACAUGCUAAAAAUCAUAAAAAAUUUUAAUUAAAUUAUUGUACAUUAAUAUUUAAGUAAUAAUUAAUAAUUAAAUAAUUAAAAUUAUUUAUGAUUUAAAAAUAUAUAUAUAAUUAUGAUAAUAUAAUAAUUACAUAUUUUGUUUAAAUUAUUAUUUGUUUUCUUAAACACUUGAUUUUUUUCACAUAAAUAAUUGUAUGAAAAAUAUAAACAAUAAUCAAUUAGAAAUGUAUGAAAAAAUUAUAUUUAAAAAUUUUUAAUUUUAAAAUUAAAAACUUUCUUUUUUAUUAAAAAUUUAAAUUUAUCAAAAAUUUACUUGUCUUAUUAUUAUUACUUAAUAUUUUUAUUUAAUGUAUUAUUAUAUUAAUUUAUUAUAUAUUAAUAUAUUAUUAUUUAAUAAUUUUUUUAAUUAUUAUAGAAUUUUAUGUAAAAUGUUAUGUAAAAUAUUAAACUAUUAAACUAUAUUAAUUUAUGUAAAAUAUUAUAUUUUUAUUAUGUGUAUCUUUUUUUAAAUUUUAUUUUAUAAAAUAGAAUAAUAUGAUUAUUGGCCAUUCACAUUAAAACUCAAAUAGUAUUGAUAAUAUCUUUAAUUAAGAUGAUGUGUAAACUUAUGUUUUUUUAAAUAUUAUUGUAAUAUUUCUGCUUUUAUGUAUUAAAUUAUAAUAUUAUCUUUUAAUAUAAUUUAAUAUUUAUAAUUGAUUGCAAAAAUUUUUUCUUUAGUAAUUUUUUUUAAGAAUUGUCUUUAUUAUUCAUUUUUAUUUUUAAUAGCUUAUUUGUAUUUAAUUAUUCAUUUUUAAAAAUUACAAUUUUAUUUAUAAAAUAAUUAUAUAAAUUUAUACUAAUAUUUGUUUAAAUAUAAAUAUUUUAAAUAUAAAUACUAAUAUAACUAAAUUAAUAUAACACUAAAUAUAAGCACUAUAACCUUAAAUUUAUCCGAAAUUUAUAUAUGUUCUUUUAUAACAUAUACAUAUAAUAUAUACAUUUACAUAUAUAAAUUUAUAUAUUGUUUCUAUUUAUUAUAAUUAUAUAUAAUAUAAUAUAUAUAAUAUUUAUAUAUUAUUUACAUAUCAAGAAUUUAUAUUGACUCCCAAUUCCAAUAGCGAAAGCAAUGUUGCCAAAUUUAACAUCAUACCUUAUAUGUAUUUAAAGUAGACUGUGGUUAACUUUAACAUUUAUUGGUACUGUUUUACAAAUGGUGGAUGACAAUCAGUUUUAAGUCAUGUGGAAUGAGAAAAAUUUUAGAUUUACGUGAAUUUUAUAUAAAAAAAUCAUAUGUGAAGAAAAUAUUUUAUCACAUUUUCAAAUAUUUUCUAAAAAAAAUAUUUAUAUUUUCCUAUUAUAUUUGAUCAAAUUAAACAUAAUUCUUUUGAUAAAGAAAAAUUAUCAAAUUUGUUUCAUUGAAAGAAGUUUGCUUUACAAUUUGUAGAUAUUUCAAUUAAGGGCAAGAUUAUUGGAUUUUAAUAAAAUUUUGAAAAUGGAGGUGGAUUAUAGUAGCAAUUGUGAUGUUAAAAUUCCAGAAUGUAAAAAAUUAGCAAAUGAAGGAAAGUUACAUGAUGCUUUGGACCAAUUACUAGCAUUAGAAAAACUAGCACGAACAAGUGCAGAUGUAGCAUCUACAUCACGAAUUCUUGUUGCUAUUGUUCAAAUUUGUCUAGAAGCAAAGAAUUGGGCAAUAUUAAAUGAACACAUAGUAUUGCUGUCCAAAAGACGUUCUCAAUUAAAACGAGCUGUUACAGCAAUGGUUCAAGAAUGUUGUACUUAUGUAGAUAAAAUGCCUGAUAAAGAAACCAAAAUUAAAUUGAUAGAAACAUUACGUACUGUAACUGAAGGAAAGAUAUAUGUAGAAGUCGAAAGAGCAAGACUUACUCAUCGUUUGGCAAAAAUCAAAGAAGAAGAUGGAGAUAUUUCAGGUGCAGCAGCUGUUAUGCUUGAAUUACAAGUUGAAACAUAUGGUAGUAUGUCACGUUUAGAAAAAGCAUCUCUUAUCCUAGAGCAAAUGCGAUUAUGUUUAGCAAAAAAAGAUUUUAUGCGCACUCAAAUAAUAGCUAAGAAAAUUAAUGUUAAAUUUUUUAAUGAUGAAAAUGAUGAAGAAACACAAUCUCUUAAAUUGAAAUAUUAUGAUCUAAUGAUGGAAUUGGCUCGUCAUGAAGGUUGGCAUUUAGAAUUAUGUAGACAUAAUCGAGCAGUAUUGGAAACUCCAACAGUUAGAGAUGAUCCUGAAAAAAGACAUGCUGCACUUUCACGAGCUGUUCUAUAUCUUGUACUUGCACCACAUGAACCAGAACAAGCUGAUUUGACCCAUAGAUUGCUUUCUGAUAAACUUCUUGAUGAAAUACCAACAUACAAGGAAUUAUUACGACUUUUUGUAAAUCCAGAACUUAUAAAAUGGUCAGGACUUUGCGAAAUUUAUGAAAGAGAUCUUAAAGCUACAGAAGUUUUUAGCCUAUGGACUGAAGAAGGACGUAAACGAUGGGCCGAUCUUCGAAAUCGUGUUGUCGAACAUAAUAUCAGGAUUAUGGCAAAAUAUUACACAAAAAUUACAUUGACUCGUAUGGCUGAAUUAUUGGAUUUACCAGUUGAAGAAACUGAAGCAUGUCUAUGCAGUUUAGUAGAAACUGGUGUGAUAAAUGCCCGUACAGAUCGUCCAGCCGGUGUGGUUCGUUUUACAGGAACCCAAGAGCCGGCUGCUCUUUUGGACGCAUGGGCUGCAUCUUUAUCAAAACUAAUGAGUCUUGUCAAUCAUACAACUCAUCUUAUUCAUCAAGAAGAAAUGUUGGCUGUAGCUCAAUCCUGAAAGAUAAAUUUUCACUUUUUCUUUUUCCCUAUUUUUUUUUCUCCUUUCUUUCUUCUCUUUAUAUCAAAACUUGUUUAAUUUUCUUCUUUAUAUAAUACUUUUAUUUUUUUAAAAGUUAUUUUCAUAAAAUGACUGCACAUAAAUAAUUGUACACUUUCUAUAAAACUUCAAUUCAAAUAAAACUUUGAAAAACUUUAAAAAAACAUUUAAAGAGUUGCUUUUAGUCUGUUUUUAACGCGUGUACUAUAUCUUAAAAAUAAACAUUAUGCGAAACAUAAAA